Molecule: messenger RNA, 1977 nt
Organism: Carcharodon carcharias (great white shark)
Lineage: Eukaryota; Metazoa; Chordata; Chondrichthyes; Lamniformes; Lamnidae
Product: rho GTPase-activating protein 32-like
Exons: 14
Coding region: 1-1707 (568 amino acids)
Biological process (GO): small GTPase-mediated signal transduction
Cellular component (GO): fibrillar center; nucleoplasm; Golgi apparatus
Molecular function (GO): phosphatidylinositol binding; protein binding; GTPase activator activity
Source: RefSeq, a predicted model, not a curated record
AUGACACCCGCCAAGCUGAGGCCACUCGGAAGCGGAAAUCAGCGGCGCGAGGCCGGGGUCCAGUACGGAGCGGGGGACAAACCUCCUGGCUCCAGAUCGCCUGCGAGCUGCCGGUGGUGGAAGUUGGCUUUGGCCUCACUCCCAGCAGAUACGAAUUGGAAUGGGCUGAGUGUGAAAGAACCUGUGUUCCUCGUUCAGGUUCUCUGUCAGGGUAAGGGGUGGCUGGUGAGACGGAGCUAUGAGGAUUUUCAGAUCUUGGACUCACAUCUUCACCAGUGUAUCUACGAUCGGAAAUUCUCCCAGCUUCCAGAACUUCCGACAUUCCAAACACUUGACAAUAAUACAGAGCUCAUGCACGAUUUAUUAGCGGAAUAUCUGUCGAGACUCACCAUCGUUGCUGAUAACAAAAUCAACUGUGGUCCUGUCCUGACGUGGAUGGAGAUUGAUAACAAAGGAAAUCGCCUGCUGGUAAAUGAUGAAGCUUUUAUUAAUGUUCCUGCUAUUGCUGCUGCCCAAGUCAUCAAACGUUACACUGCUCAGGCCAGAGAUGAACUCUCCUUCGAGGUGGGGGAUAUUGUCUCUGUCAUUGAUAUGCCACCGAAGGAGGACACCACAUGGUGGAGAGGCAAACAUGGCUUCCAGGUUGGGUUUUUUCCCAGUGAGUGUGUACAGUUGAUCAGUGAAAGACUCUCUCCAUCAAACUGCUCGUCUGCAGCGAAAACAGAUUGCGAGGGAGCGGUUGUGAAGUCCGGAGCUGUAAAUCCACCAUCUCCCACAUCAGUUUCUAAGAAACAUGGAAAACUGAUGGGAUUACUCCUGAAUUUCAUGAAGUCACGGCCCACACGUCAGAAACUGAAGCAGCGAGGAAUCCUGAAGGAGAGAGUGUUCGGCUGUGAUCUCGGAGAACACUUACUGAACUCCGGCCUGGACGUUCCUCAGGUGUUGAUAAGCUGCUCUGAAUUUAUCGAGCAACAUGGGAUUGUGGAUGGGAUUUACCGGCUCUCUGGAAUCUCCUCCAACAUUCAAAAACUACGCCACAUGUUUGACUCUGAUCAGAUUCCAGAUUUGGAGAAGGAUGUCUACAUGCAGGAUAUCCACUGUGUCAGCUCUCUCUGCAAACUCUACUUCCGUGAGCUGCCAAAUCCCCUGCUCACCUACCAGCUCUACAAUCACUUUGCGGACGCUGUGUGUCUCCAGACAAUAGACGAGAGGCUGCUGAAGGUCCACGACGUUAUUCAGCAGCUGCCUCCUCCUAACUACAGGACUCUGCACUUCCUCAUGAGACAUCUCGCCAAGUUAGCUCAGCGAAGCUCCUCCACAAACAUGCAUGUUAAAAACCUUGCCAUUGUCUGGGCACCGAACCUCCUCCGCUCCAAGGAGAUUGAGUCCGUGGGAUUCACUGGGACAGAGGCCUUUCAGGAGGUGAGAAUUCAGUCCAUCGCGGUGGAGUUCCUUCUCCGGCAUGUGGACAUUCUCUUCAAUGACAACUUCAGCUCGGCAGGAAAGGACAUUACAGCGUCAGAGUCUGGCUCCUCACAGCCUUCUCGCAAACUGUCCUGCCAACCUUCGGAGAAGCACAGGCUGCUGACGCUGGAAGAGGCAAUCAGCAGAGCACAGCAGAUUCAGGACCCCAGAGCGGACGAGGGUGAAGUGGCCGAGGGGAAUGUGGAGGAGGAGCAGCAGCUGGAGAUGACAGCGGGCGAUUGACCGAUCAAAACACAGACACUGAGAAAUGGACUUGUGAACAUGGGGAGAGUUUCCUGUCCUGAAAAGGGAAUAUGUACAGGGGGGGUAUUUGAUUCUUCACACCCCUCUUGCUUGGAACACAGCACAUUUGAGCUCUGCGCUCUGCAGAGGGGGAACUCAGGGUCUUCCUGAGGAGCUAACUCUUGCAGGAUUACUCGCAUGCUCUGUACGUACCGGCGAGUCUUCUUCAUACACACACUCCAGAAUAAAUGGCUUUUUUAUUUGUUUAAA